Molecule: messenger RNA, 4289 nt
Organism: Mytilus trossulus (common blue mussel)
Lineage: Eukaryota; Metazoa; Mollusca; Bivalvia; Mytilida; Mytilidae
Product: delta-1-pyrroline-5-carboxylate dehydrogenase, mitochondrial-like
Exons: 16
Coding region: 103-1815 (570 amino acids)
Cellular component (GO): mitochondrial matrix
Molecular function (GO): L-glutamate gamma-semialdehyde dehydrogenase (NAD+) activity
Source: RefSeq, a predicted model, not a curated record
UUUGAACACGGAUCAAGAUCGCGGAAACAGUUAUUCGGCAUUGACCUUGACUGCUCAAUUUGUGCAGUAGAAAACGUUGCCAAGAAAAAAAAUAUUGUUAUAAUGUUAUUCAAGACGCGCCUUGUAUUAUCAAGUAUUAAAAGAUUAUGUCGGGUGUCACAAGUCACCUCAACUACACAGAACAGACAUAUACAAACUAUAACAGCUUAUACAGCUGUUAAUGAACCAGUAUUAUCUUAUGAAGAUGGAUGUGAAGAGAAAGAAGCUUUGCUAAAAACUCUGGAGAAGUACAGCUCCAGCACAGAGGAUGUUCCUAUUGUUAUUGGUGAUGAGGAAUUUAGAACAAAGGAGAUCAAAUAUCAAGUAGAACCAUUUGACCACCAAGUAAAGAUAGCUAAAUAUUAUAAUGCCACACCAGAACUUGUACAAAAAGCCAUAGAAAAUAGCUUAAAAGCAAGAAAAGCUUGGGACAGAACUCCACUGGAAGCACGAUGUGACAUUUUUCUCAAAGCAGCUGAUUUGAUGAGUAAAGAAUACAGAAUGGAUUUGAUGGCUACAACCAUGAUGGGCCAGGCUAAGAAUAUUGUUCAAGCUGAAAUUGAUGCAGUCUGUGAAUUGAUAGAUUUCCUUAGAUUUAAUGUACAAUAUGCACUGAGUCUACAAACACAACAGCCACUCAGUCCAUCUGCAUUUGAGACAAUUAAUUCUCAGAAUUUAAGGGGAAUGGAGGGAUUCUGGGCAGCCAUUAGUCCAUUUAAUUUCACAGCAAUUGGUGGCAAUCUAUGUCAAUCACCAGCAAUAAUGGGAAAUGUUACAGUAUGGAAGCCCUCAGAUGCAGCCAUGCUGUCAAAUUACUUAGUUUACAAAAUAUACCGUGAGGCUGGUCUGCCACCUGGUGUCAUUAAUUUUGUACCAGCAGAUGGACCAGUCUUCGGCAAUACUGUCACAGCUUCCAAACAUCUAGCAGGAAUCAACUUUACAGGCAGUGUUAGAACAUUCCAACAUUUAUGGAAGCAAGUAGCUAAUAAUAUAGAAAAAUAUAGAACAUAUCCCAGAUUAAUAGGAGAGUGUGGAGGUAAAAAUUUCCAUUUUGUCCACAAGUCAGGUGACUUAGAAAGUGUCGUUAACGGAACAAUCAGGUCAGCAUUUGAAUAUGGGGGACAAAAAUGUUCAGCUUGUUCUCGGAUGUAUAUCCCUCAAUCUAUGUGGCCAGAAGUAAAGGAGAAAAUGCUAAAAAUACACAAGGAGAUUCAAGUUGGAUCCCCAUUGGAAGUAGAGACUUUUGUGUCAGCAGUUAUUGAUGAUAAGUCAUUUGCUAGAAAUAAAUCGUAUUUAGACCAUGCCAAAUCUUCACCAAAUUUAACAAUAGUAGCUGGUGGUAAAUGUGAUGACAGCAAAGGAUAUUUUGUGGAGCCAACCAUCAUAGAGACAACAGACCCUGAAGAUAAAAUAAUGAAAGAGGAGAUUUUUGGUCCUAUCUUGACCGUCUAUCCCUAUCCAGAUGACCAGUACAAAGAAGUAGCUGACAUACUAGAAGAGACAUCACCAUUUGCACUUACAGGAGCAAUUUUUGCCCUAGACGAGGAAGUGAAAGAAGAACUAAUAGACAAAUUCAGGGACUGUGCUGGUAAUUUUUACAUAAAUGAUAAAUCCACAGGAUCAGUAGUAGGACAGCAACCAUUUGGUGGCAAUAGAUUAUCAGGAACCAAUGACAAAGCAGGAGGUGCCAGCUAUCUACUGAGAUUUGCUUCAAUACAAUCAGUUAAGGAGACAUUUAAACCGCUCACAGCAUGGGAUUAUCCUUACAUGAAUUGAUAGACAGAUGGAAUUAGAAAGAACAAUAUGCAACAUUAACUGAUCAAGAAAUCAUAAUAGAACAACUUAUCAAAACCACAUUACAACUAAUACUCACAGAACAGUACAUACCAAUAUAGUUUCAUUAUAACUGAUACUCAUAUUUACAGCAAGGAUUUAGAGGAACACAAUAUUUGUUAAUGAUAAAACUGUUUGUAUAUCUAAAUGGCCGCUAUAGUUGUUAAAAGAGAUUAAAAAUGUUCAUAUUGAAUGUUAUGUAGAUUGUUUGCAAAUAUGCAUAUCCCAGAUAAAAUUAAGGAUGUUUGCUUCUCUGAUUCAAAAUAACUAGCUUAUUUUCAAAAUAUAAGCCAUUGAAAAUUUGGUUGGAAAAUGUCCUAAAGAUUUUUCAUAUAUUUGACAUUAGCACCUUUUUUUCAGAAACAUUGAAACAAACAAGGAUUUUAUAAGAUUUGAAAAUUUUGCUGUUUAAUAUUUGGGACAUAAAAUUAUGAAAACAAGAAUAGGGGCAAAUGUUUGAGUGGCAAUACAUGAAUAAAAUCAGAGGGUUAAGAAAAUAUCUGACUAAAAUUGAAAACCAAGAGGGGCAAACAUCCUUAAAUGAUUUUUAUUUUGUAAGUAUCCUUUUUUAUUUAGACAUCUAAAAUCUAUAAUAAAAUUAUCAAAUCAGUGGGAUUCCUUAUUGUUUUUAGUCAAUUUCUCAUUAUUUUAUUUUAGUUAAUCCAAACAACUGUUUUGAGUUGGAAAUAUUUUUUAGUUACAAAUUUUCAGUUUCAUUAUAGAGUCUCUAGAUUUUAUUUAUUUUUGUAACUAUACUUUAUAUUUGUACUCAUUAUAAAUGGCUCAUAAAACUUUAUAACUUUGAACUACUCUAGUGAUAUAUUAUAUAGUAUAUGAUUCUGUGAUAUGAUUGUGAUUAAUCAAUGUAGCCUACAAUGAAAGUUGUUGAAUGCAAGACAUAGAUGUUGCCUUUCCAGUGGCAUCUUCCUUAGGGUCUGUGCGACAAUUGUUAUUUUUUUCUGCUCAAGGCAGCUUGAUAGAAACUACUUGUGAAAGAUUAACUAAUAAAAAAUGUUGUUGUUUAUCAAAUCAAAUUUUCUUUCUACAGGCCAGACAUAUAUCUGUGUCAGCAGUUUUUUUCUUAAAAGUCAUUUGUUAAUCUCAUUCAUAUUAAAAAGAAAAUAGAAAAAAAAACCUUUUCAUGUGAUACAGAAAUAGAAUAUUCUGUGUAACAAAAGCUAGAAUGUAUAUAUAUAACUUUGGCAGGAUUUUCAACAAAACAAGAUAAUGGCUGAAUUAUUUGGCGUUUUUGUUUUACAGUUGUGGCCCCAUUACCUAGAUGUAAUCUCAAGCACAGAUGUGAUCAAUAUGCAAUUCCCCUGUGUGAAGUUGAAGGUUUUUUUAGACAUUUUCUAUUUGAAUGCAGUGUUUAUAUUUUGAAUCUCAAAUCUUGCAUAAUGUUUUUGAUCUCCAUUUUUUUAGAAGUAGCAUUCAAUCAUUUUGCUAGAUUUUUAUAGUUUUUAGUUUGAAAGCUAAAAUCAAAUUAUGUAGUUAAGAAGUUAAAAUUUUGUACUCAUAAUUCCAUUAUGAUCCAUAGCUAGUUAUGGCAGUCAAAAUUUCAUGCCUGAUGAUGAAGCUUUUUUCGAAUUCAUGUUGACACUUUGAAUUCCUUGAACAACAAAUGGAAUGAUCUCAUUGAUUGUUUGUUAUUUUAUUCUGUAUUUUAGUUUUUAUAUGAGCUGUAUCAGUUAGAAAUUGACCAUAUGCAAAUGAAUAAUGUUUUAUCUAUCUGUUUACAUACUUUGGGUUGAAAAAAUCUUUAUGGAAAGUAUAAAAUUAAAUUGUUAUAAGAAAAUCUACAAAGCAAACCCAAAUUCAUUUCUCAUUUCGUAUUUUAAUGUUCCAAUUAAAGUCUAUUAUAUGAACCUGGACAUAUGUACCUUCAAUUUCUAUCUGGUGUAGUUCAUAUUGGAACUAGGCUUAGAAAUCAAAGACUUACUGAUAUCAUUCCACUUUUAAGGUUCAUGAUAUGAAGACUUGCCAUAUUUUUUGGCCACCUUCAGACAAAACUAUCAUUCAUGUGACAACUAAAGUUACAAAAUCAAGUCACUAAGAGCUAAAUUCAUGAAAAGAACUAGUUUUUCCCAUUGUAGAUGUUUACUAAAUACAUUUGUUUGCUUUAAAUAUUAUAUGUUAUUCAGUUGUCAGACAGGGUUUAUAUUUGCUGAGCUGAAGCUAAAUUCAGCAUAGUAAAAUGUCAUAUAUACCAAACAGAUACUUGAAUAUCUUUGGCUUACAGGAAAAAAUCAUGUAAGCUGGAUGUGUCAAAUUAUAUACCCUUUCUGCGACCUGAGUAACAUUUAAUUUUUGGAUAUUUGUUUGAUUUAAAUAUUCACUAAUAUUUAAUUUAUCAUUAUACCAGGGUAUUUAUUUAUAAGAAAUUGUUUUAGUGAUAAUAAAACAAAAAAAUAUGUAAA